UAUCUAUUGUUUUUCCUCUCUGCAGGAAUGCCAUCUAAUGAGGAUAUCCGUGGGAUGCUCUUUCUGUCGCUCACUGUUGUUGGAGUUCCUGGGAACAUGGCGGUCAUUGUUGCCUUCCUCCUUCUGAUCCUCCAAGAGAGCUGGCUCCUUGCAGCAGACGCCAUCAUCCUGCAUCUGUCCUGCACCAAUCUGCUGGUGGUCCUCGUACGCUGUCUGAUGGAGACACUGGCCUCCUUCCACCUGGUCAAUGUCUUCGGAGACAUUGGCUGCAAAGGUGUGAUCUUCAUCUACAGAACUUCCAGGGCUCUCUCUAUCUGGCUCACCUUUCUCCUUAGUGCCUAUCAAUGUUUGAGUUUUGCCCCUCCUGGAUCAAAAUGGGCCUCUGUCCGCACCUUAGUGGCCCAAAAUUUACCCAUUGUGUUUGUCUUCCUCUGGGUCCUCCAUACUAGCCUUAGUGCAGGGGCCAUAUUGUUCUCUGUGAGCUCCAAGAAUGAGACUGCUGUGACAACAAGCGCUAUCAACGUGGAAUUCUGUUAUGUGAAUUUCCCAUCAAAUAUCCUCAAAAAGGUUUAUGGGGCGAUACAAGUGAGUAGAGAUGUAGUGCCUAUGGCCCUCAUGACUCUAACCAGCCUUAUCAUUCUUGUUCUCCUCUACAAACACAGCCAACACCUCAAGGGGCUCCGUGGUGCUGGCCAUCCUGGUUCAGGAACUUGUGGUUCCGAGCAGCGGGCUGCUAAAGUUGUAGUUGUGCUCGUGACCAUUUAUGUUGUUCUUUAUGGGGUCGAUAACUGUCUUUGGGUGUACACACUCACUGUGAGGCACACGAUGAACUCCUCACUGAUCUCUGACCUGCGUGUGUUCUUCGCCUCGCUGUACGCAGCGCUGAGCCCUCUGGUUAUCAUCGCGUCUAACAGGAAGGUGAACAGCAGGCUGAGGUGUGUAGCACAGGAAAAGCCUUUGCUGGGAAGAACAGCUCACCUUCGUUCUAUAUGA
Molecule: messenger RNA, 993 nt
Organism: Gambusia affinis (western mosquitofish)
Lineage: Eukaryota; Metazoa; Chordata; Actinopteri; Cyprinodontiformes; Poeciliidae
Product: olfactory receptor class A-like protein 1
Exons: 1
Coding region: 28-993 (321 amino acids)
Biological process (GO): G protein-coupled receptor signaling pathway
Cellular component (GO): membrane
Molecular function (GO): pheromone receptor activity
Source: RefSeq, a predicted model, not a curated record